Molecule: messenger RNA, 908 nt
Organism: Aspergillus aculeatinus CBS 121060
Lineage: Eukaryota; Fungi; Ascomycota; Eurotiomycetes; Eurotiales; Aspergillaceae
Exons: 1
Coding region: 119-610 (163 amino acids)
Source: RefSeq, a predicted model, not a curated record
AAAAACAGCCUUCCCAUCAGUGGUACGAGUUCCUCCGACCAAGAACCAGUCAUAUAUUCAGGUUAUUUUCGACCUCGGUUCGCCAGACUUAACAGCCGUAAACACGCUAUACAAGUCGAUGCCUGGUGCGACUCAUCGAAGCGGAAAAUGUCUUAGGCCAUUGACGAUGGGAGAGUAUUGCCGGCCCCUUUUACAAAAGGGCAGCAAUGGCGGCACCGGCCACCACGGACAGACCCAAAGGAGCCAUGGUGGCGAGAGGUACACCGGCACCCUCAGAGGUGCUGGUGCUGCUGGAGCCGCUGGUCUGGGAGGAAGAGGAGGAGGUCUUGGUGGAGGUGGAAGACUCGGUCUUAGCGGUGGUGGUCUUGGUCUUCACCGUCGAGAAGGACGAAGCAGGAGCGCUGGAGCCGAUGACAGCGCUAGAAGCACCGGCGGGGAGGGAGCCUUGGGUGGGGAUGACAGGCUGGGAGGUCACAGCAGCGGGCUGAGAGGGAGCCUAGCUUCAUGUCAGCACUAUUGUUGUUUUGUAGAUACAGGAGAGAAUGCUUGCUUACCACGACAGCAGAGGACUGAGCAGCGGCGAGAGCGCCGAAAGCCACCAGGAAGAUAGAGUAACGCAUUGUGAUAGUGGAAGGUGGGUUGAAUCGGGUGGAGCGAUUGUGGAGGCGGAGUAUGAAGAUCGAUCAAGAGUCACAAGCGAAUGUCUCUGGAAGCAGGUAGCGAUUGAAGUGAAUGGGUGAGGCCUCGAAAGGAAACGACCGUGGGGGUUACUUUAUAUCACUUGAGAAAGAAAAAGGGACAGAGAGGAUGACAGGCGCAGGGGCAUCCCUUAAAUAGACCGGAGGCAGGGGACAGCGCAGAAAGGCCGGGGCCAGGUGCCGUCGCAAUAAGACAAUGAAGGAAUAAUC